This is a messenger RNA of Coregonus sp. 'balchen', 5039 nucleotides long. Lineage: Eukaryota; Metazoa; Chordata; Actinopteri; Salmoniformes; Salmonidae. The record is from the annotation of a GenBank genome assembly.
GUUGCUGAUCGCCAUAAUGAACAAGUGUAAUCGGUUUCGGAUGAGCAGUUUUCAAAUAUUUGAUUUAAUGUUUAAUCAGCGAAAUAUUCAUGAAUUAACAUGUCUGUUUGCUGUUGUACUUCUUUUAACCUGCCAGUGUCUGGCAGACGAUGGAUACGAGAUGGAUGACUUUUUAAAAAGGGAGUACUCGCUUACAAAACCAUACCAAGGUAGGCUAUCCAAACGCUUUGCUGGCUUUAGUUUCACAAUCAGUAUUAUUUUGCUUUCCAGACAAUGUUCACAAAAAUUAUCAUUUGUAUUGUACAAAAACACUGUUGAGUUAUUCAUCAAAUACGUAUUAUAUUAUUGUCUGAGAUAGUUAUUGGCAGAAUAGUGUUAACUCAACUAGCUACAGGGCAAACCAUACCAAGGUAGGCUAUCCAAACGCUUUGCUGGCUUUGGUUUCACAAUCAGUAUUAUUUUGCUUUUCAGACAAUGUUCACAAAAAUUAUCAUUUGUAUUGUACAAAAACACUGUUGAGUUAUUCAUCAAAUACGUAUUAUAUUAUUGUCUGAGAUAGUUAUUGGCAGAAUAGUGUUAACUCAACUAGCUACAGGGCUUCCCAAACACGGUCCUGGGGACUACACUGCUAAUUCAAAUAAUCAGCUCAUCAUUAAGCUUUUAUUAUUUGAAUCAGCCGUGUAGUGCUAGGGCAAAAACACAAGUGACAUCACCUCAUAGAAUUGCAUUUGAUUGCACAUUGAUUCACAAAACGGAAGCUGGUAGAUUAUUGACAGUAAAACAAUAGGGUGUAGUUAUGUAAAUGGGGUUUACAUUUUUGGAGGAUUGUGUAAUCAAAAGUGGAUCACCAUAUUAAACAACCAUUUAGUACUGAAACUAUGGGUAGUUAGGUACUUUACAAAUUGGUCCCUAGUCUAAAACGUCUUGACAAAAAUCCAAAUUUGUUCUCGAAGGUGAGCAAAAGUAAUUUUCACAUUGUUGUGAUCAAUGGUGAGAACACUGGACAAAGAUGUCCCUUUUAAACUUCCUAUAUCAAGUUAUGCAUAGUGAUUGAUUGUGUUUAUUUGUGUAGGGUUGGGCUCCUCCAGUUCCUCUUAUUGGGACCUGAUGGGCAAUGCCAUGAUCACCACUGAGCAUGUGCGACUUACCCCUGACUUGCAGAGCAGACAAGGAGCAGUGUGGAGCCGCGUUGUGAGUAUAGCUCUCUCCAUCCCUAAGUAAACACCAGCACACUACUGCUUAUCCUUGAAACCCCUACAUCUCUGCACUUAAGAAAAUACAUCGUAGUCUAGCUUUAGGCCUAGCAGACACGCCACAAAGUAUGGCAAACACAUCACCUCAUUUGUAGUGACAAUACCAUAGAUUAGGUCUAUCCUUCCUGACUACAUGUACAACUCUAUAGCACAUAGCAUUUCAAUAUACCAUGACAGGUAACAUGCCAUGCUACAACCAGCUUUUCCUCAUUCACUGUACUGUCUGUAUCUGUCUGUAUGCGCUCCUACUGCAGCCGUGUUACCUGCGGGACUGGGAGCUGCAGGUGCACUUUAAGAUCCACGGCCACGGGAAGAAGAACCUAAAUGGAGAUGGAAUUGCCCUGUGGUAUACCAAGGAACGCAUGCAGACCGGUACUGAGCUUGCACUGUCUAAUACACAAACCAGGGUUAUGUCCCAAACCAGGGUUAUAUCCCCUAUAUAGUGCACUACUUUUGUCCAGCACCCAUAGGGUGCCAUUUGGGACGCACACCAAGGUUGAAAGAUAGUCUCUAGUCUUGUGGUAAUAUUACAAUGAUCUCAGCAUGGUCUUCCUAAAGUGUUGACUGCCAGGGUUUAUCACCUGCAGGUCCUGUAUUUGGAAACAUGAACCUCUUCACCGGCCUUGGCGUGUUCGUGGACACCUACCCCAAUGAAAAUAAAAACCAUGAGGUAUUACACUAACCCCCCUACGCUCACUCACACUCACUCAGGUGGACAGCCUAUUCCCAAACACGGAUUGUGUAUAAUUGGUUUGGGUGUGCAAUGUUGUGUGUUAACGCUGCGUCCUGUGUUUCCUUGCAUCCUGGUUGGGCACACAGAAGAAGUACAAUCCUUCGACUCAGGUAGCUACAGUAACCUAUCAGCCAAUUCCAGUCAUCCUCUGGAUGCUUAUUUAUUUCUAACCUCAACACUCCACCUAUCCCAUCCAUGUUGACUAACCCACAUCAGACAUAUCUCAUGUCUCAUCUCAUCCCUUUUGUGUCAUGCAAUAUGUGGUGUAUGAACGUACAGACGAGUGUCAGAAGUUGUUCCUGUUUACCUAAGAAAUGUGGAUCUUGCAGUGCUUCAUGCAUUUAGUCACUAAUUGUCUGUCAAAUGGCAACAUAUUUUCUAUAUAGGGGUCAUUUCAGCAAGCCAUGACACCCACCAUCUGAUUGUUCUGAAAUCAUUUCUGUAGUUAGAAACAGAUAAGAUUAGCAUUCCUGUAACAUAAUUUUUUGGAAAUAUAAUUAGAUCUCUGAGAAAUUAAGCUAAUUGAUUGCACCCAGAUUGGCCAUUUUUAUUUAUAGGAUUCAUAAGACAUGAGGAAUCCAAAGAAAUGGUCAAAAGCCACCCACGUACCCCCCACCCCACCCCCACCCCCCAUGACAAUCCCACCCCAACGAGUAUACAGUAUCAGUUCUCUAUGUCUGACAUAUAGUAUGGAGCUGCAACUCUGAGUAUUAUUUCUUCAUCCUAUGUAAUGUAUUCCCAGCUAAAAAAAAAAAUUAUCUCGUUCAGAGAAAUUAGUCAUUGAAGUUGUUAGUUUUAUGUCCCAUCCUACAUCCUGAUAGUAACAGGUUCUGACCACUAGAUGGUGCCGUUUCUGCUAUAAGAGAAUAUUAGAAUCCCUCAAUGUUAGAGGGAUAGUUUACCCAAAUUACAGUCAUCCUCUGGCUUCAGCUUUUCGGUUUUUAUUCAUUUGUAAACAUUUCUAAAAACAUAAUUCCACUUUGACAUUAUGGGGUAUUGUGUGUAGGCCACUGACACAAAAUCUAUAUUUUAUCCAUUUUAAAUUCAGGCUGUAACACAACAAAAUGUGGAAAAACUAAAGGGGUGUGAAUACUUUCUGAAGGUACUGUAAACCUAACAACUUCGAUUACUAAUUUCUCUGAACGGGGAAAAAAACAUCACCAAAUUCACUGGGAAUACUUUACAUAGGACGAAGAAAACAAUCCAAGCCGCAGCUCCAUACUACUUGUUAGACAUAGAGAACUGAUAAUAUAUACUCGUUUUUGGGGUCGGAUUGGUGUGGGGGGGCUGUGGAUGGCUUUUGACAAUAUCUUUGGAUUCCUCAUGUCUAACUCAUUGUUAGAAAAAAGUUUCGUCCAAAUCAGAUGUUAGGUACUAUAUUUAUUGAAUAUUAUAUGAAUCCUAUGAAUUAAAAUGGCCACUUUGGGUGCGAUCAAUUAGCUUAAUUUCGCAGAGACCAACAAAAUGUUGCAGGAAUGUUAAUAUUAUUUGUUUCUAACAGGAACAAUUUAAGAACAGUCUGAGAUGGUGGAUGUCAAUCCUAUUUCUUGUGCUUUUCUUGCGGUGGAAUGACUCAUAGUGAACUUCUUUUGACCAAAGUAGUGCACUACAUAGUGAAUAGGGUGCCAAUUCAGACGCAACCAGUGUGUUUUAAAGGGAUACUGCGAGAUUAUUUUAGUUAUUUUAGCAUUGGCUCGUGAAACCACCUCUUAACUUCCUUCAUACAUAAAAAUGGUAUCCAUGAGUUCAUCUGGGUAAGUCAUCUGGCAGUAUCCCUCUGGUCACUGAUUGACAUUAUCAUCUGGCUUAUCACAACUACCUCUGUCUCUGCAGAGGGUCUUUCCAUACGUGUCUGGGAUGGUGGGGAACGGGACUCUGGCUUAUGAGCACGAUCGUGAUGGCCAGUCUACAGAGCUUGGCGGGUGCACGGCCCUUGUGCGCAACAUCCCCCAUGACACCUUCCUCCUCAUCAGAUACACCAAAAACAGACUGACGGUGAGAGAAAACAGCUCCAUGAUCAGUAAAGCGUUCACUAACAUAUUGCAUUUUUAUUGACCUAUGUUUGACCUCCUGACCUACAGAUCCAGAUAGACGUUGACGGUAAACAGGAGUGGCGGGACUGUCUGGACCUUCCAGGGGUACGUCUGCCUCGGGGCUACUUCUUUGGAGCCUCCUCUGUUACUGGAGACCUGUCAGGUACUGGGCCUCUCUCUGAACAUCUCAGAACAACACUGUUUUUGUGGUUCACCAUCUGCAUUCUUCUCACCGGUUUUUGGAAUCAGUUCAUAGCAAUCAGAUCUAUGUCAAUUCUGAAUGGAGAAUGGUGGAGAGCCUGUGGUCUAGCGGUAACACUAGAGACCGGGGUUUGAUCCCCGCGUCCACGCUUCAUACUGUGCUCCCACUUUCCUGUGAAAUGUAAAAUAAUGUUGGAUUGUAUUGAUUUAGGGGCGGCAGAUAGCCUAGCGGUUAAGGGCGUUGGGCCAGUAACCGAAAGGUUGCUGUUUCAAUUCCCUGAGCCAACUAGGUGACAAAUCUGUCUGUGCCCUUGAGCAAGGCACUUAACCCUAAUUGCUCCUGUAAGUCGCUCUGGAUAAGAGCGUCUGCUAAAUGACUAAGUCAAAUGUAUUUCUUCUUUCCUCUCAUUUCCUAGACAACCAUGAUCUCAUCUCUAUGAAGCUGUACCAGCUGACUGUGGAGCGUUCUCAGGAGGAAGAGGAGGAGGAAGAGCUCAUCCCCAGUGUUGAUAACUUUGAGCACUUGAACAAAGGUAAGAUAAUACAAGCCAACAUUUUCAAAAAAGGUGUGAUAUUUGUUUUUGUCCGUCCAGUUUCAAUUGAACUGUAGCAUGUUAUUUUUUUUCUUCAUGGUUGUUUGUCUUUCAUUACAGUGGAGGUGCAGGAAGAGGGGAUGAGUGGAGUCCAGCUCUUCUUCACCAUAGUCUUCUCUGUCAUUGGUGUCUUUGUACUGGGGGUGGUGGCGGUGGUCAUGUACGGGCGCUGGAAGGAGAACAGCCGCAAACGCUUCUACUGAGAGGGAGAGCUGGAUAGUCUAUG